Messenger RNA from Monascus purpureus, 2761 nucleotides. The record is from the annotation of a GenBank genome assembly. NCBI's taxonomy places the organism in Eukaryota, Fungi, Ascomycota, Eurotiomycetes, Eurotiales, Aspergillaceae.
AAAUAAAUUGAAAAAUCCAACAGAACAUGCUUCAAUUUAAUUAUUAUUGACAGUCCUGUGCUGUGUUUUAUCUCACAUCCAUUUGUGCAUACCCACUCGCGGAGACUGACUGAUGGAGGAAUCCCUCGACAUUCACCACCUCCUCUUCUCUCGCUCUACUUAACCUCUCUGCUUCCCCUCUCAUUCUCUCUGCACAGUCGGGGACGUCAUCCCUUUUGCCUACCAGGCAGAUAUGCUGAUCCAGCUUCAUUAGAAACUUAAUUCUCCCUCCCUCCUGGCCUCUUACGACUUCUUUCAAUCACCGUACCUUCUGAGCUGUGGCUUGACCUGUCAACCGCGUCAAUAUGCCUACUCUGCUGUCCUGCUUUCGGCGUCAUCGGCGUCGUGAUGUCUCCAAUGACUUAGCUGCCUUUCCGGUCCGUCAGCUCUUCGUCUUGGCUCUCUGUCGAAUCUGCGAGCCAAUUGCUUUCAUGUCCAUAUUUCCCUAUGUCUACCACAUGGUGGAAGACUUCCAUGUGGCGGACAGUGAUGAUAAGAUCGCCUUGUAUGCUGGCAUGAUCACCUCCUCCUUCACUUUUGCAGAGUUCUCUGCAGGCAUGUUCUGGGGCCGCAUGAGCGAUAGGAUGGGCAGGAAGCCCGUUCUCAUCAUGGGUCUCAUUGGAACUGCCAUCAGCAUGAUCGUCUUCGGCUUUUCCCCCAACCUGCCCACGGCCAUGAUCGCCCGCGCCUUGGGGGGUCUGUUGAAUGGGAAUAUCGGUGUCUUGCAGACCACCGUAGCUGAGAUCGUCACCGUCAAGGAGCACCAGCCUCGCGCUUAUUCCAUCAUGCCGUUCGUCUGGUGUUUGGGAUCGAUUCUGGGACCAGCCAUGGGAGGUGCUUUGGCCCAACCGUGCCAGAGCUAUCCCUCCCUGUUCCCGAAGGGCACCAUCUUCGAUUGCUUCCCCUUCUUAUUACCCAACCUGGUCUGCGUAGUCGUUCUGCUAGCGGGAGUUGUAGUGGGUCUUCUGUUCCUUGAAGAGACGCAUCCCGACAAGAAACACCGUCGUGACCCUGGUCUGGAGUUGGGGAAUUGGCUGGUUGGAAAAUUCGGUCCCUCUCGGGUCCGGCUGGUCGAUGGCGUCGAAAAGAAACAACCGCGCGAUCUGUCGCCGUCUCCGGAGUACGAAAGAGUCGAGUCAUCUCCCGUUCUCUACCCAGCCAAAGAUUCAGACACAGUCUCCGAUGAGGAUGAUCUCGAGGGACAAAUAAGGAGUAGGGGAUGCGGUCUGCAAAAGGCCUUCACAAAGCAAGUGGUCUUUAACAUCAUUGCAUAUGGGAUCCUUGCCUAUCAUAGUGUCUCCUUCGACCAGCUCAUGCCCGUCUUCCUGAGCACCCCCAAAUCAAAUAGUGAGGCUGUUCUCCCAUUUAAAUUCACCGGAGGCCUUGGGUUGCAGACCAAGACGGUUGGCUUCAUGUUGGCCGUGCAGGGGGUGUAUUCCAUGGUCGCCCAACUCUGGCUCUUCCCCUUCGUCGUCCGAGUCUUUGGCACACUCCGGACCUUUCGCUUUGUGCUUCUAAUCUGGCCACCACUCUACAUCGCGGUGCCCUAUCUUAUUCUUCUCCCAGCGUCGCUUCAGAUACCAGCUGCCUACGCUGUAUUGAUCGGCAAGAUCACAUUACACGUGAUCAGCUUUCCCGCGACUGCCAUCCUCCUUGCCAACGCGGCCCCGUCGUCUAAAGUCCUAGGCUCUAUCAACGGAGCUGCUGCCUCGACAGCCAGCCUGAGUCGCGCCUUCGGACCAACCGUCACCGGGUUCUUGCACUCCAAAGGCCUCCAGAGUGGGUAUUCCGUUCUUGCGUGGUGGGCAUGUGCACUCGUUUGCCUGAUCGGUGCCAUCGAGAGCUUCUGGAUGGAAGAGACAGAUGCAAAGAGACCUAGCAGCGGAGAGAAACUAGGAGAUGACGAAUUGACUACCGGAAGAGAUCAACAUCGCAGGUCGUUUUCGACGGCGGGCCGUCCGAGAGAGUGUAUAUCCGAGGAAGAACGAAGACUGCUUUCGCCGACACAAUCAAGCAUGGAUGAUGAACUUGGCAUCGACGACUUGGAUCUUUCCGCCACCGAUGAGGGUGCGACCAGGAGGUCGUCCCAUGAGGAGGCCUGAGUCCCCUGGAAACCCUUCUUCCUCUUUGUUUCCAACCGACUGGGAGAGGGCAAACAUCAUUCAAUUCUUUUUCACGCUUUACUGACUUUCUUUUAUACCCCCUUUUCAUGUUUGCUUCGUUAUGUCCAUCAGGGAAGCUCUGGGUCUCCAUUCGCCUCUUAUUUUAAUCAUUUGCAUUUCGUUGAAGUCCAGACCAUCCAACGCCUACCAUCUGAAUCUGGAUUGUAAUUCUUCUGGAUACACGCCAUUGGACAAGAAUCGCACAUUUAAAGGGAACGGAAUUUUAGGGAAACAGGACAUUCAUCAAUAAUAUCAGGUAAAAUCAUACGCAUUGGGAGGCUAUCUGUUUCUAUCAUGGUUGUUUUUUUUGUUCUUACUGGGUGGCCAUCUGUCUGUUGUCAGCCUCAUUUAGUUGUUUUUUCUUUUCUUUGCUAUUGUUCCGUUUGUAUAGUUGCAUUGUUCAUCAUUUUAUAUCGAAUUGAUAGAAGGAGGGCAUAAGCGAUGGGCAUAUGAAUUUUCAGGGAGGUCUCUGUGUUUUCAGAACAGUUCAGUUGUCUAGCUUUUAUUAUCGCGGAAUUUAGAGUUGAUCCUAGGGCUUUGAGAUCAGAAAAAUUCGAAAG